Molecule: messenger RNA, 2130 nt
Organism: Cyprinodon variegatus (sheepshead minnow)
Lineage: Eukaryota; Metazoa; Chordata; Actinopteri; Cyprinodontiformes; Cyprinodontidae
Gene: abhd16a
Product: abhydrolase domain containing 16A
Exons: 20
Coding region: 31-1662 (543 amino acids)
Biological process (GO): phosphatidylserine catabolic process; monoacylglycerol catabolic process
Cellular component (GO): endomembrane system
Molecular function (GO): glycerophospholipase activity; monoacylglycerol lipase activity
Source: RefSeq, a predicted model, not a curated record
GCAGGCUGCCGUAGCCACCGAGGCGCAAGAAUGGCGGCUUGGAUGUUGUACCGCUGUGUAUUUGGGCCUCGUCUUCAACGUAUUCACCGGUCUCCGGAACCGUCUCGACCUGAGGGCAGACUGGCCAGAAGGGGGUGGAACUACCAACCCAGGGGUCUGGAAAAACACUCUGACAGUAUCCUUGGCUGGGCCUCAGCACUAUGGUCCCUGUCCUACUACAGCUCUCCUCUCCUCCUCUGUUAUCUGUACAAAAAAGGCUACAUCUGCAGCAGUAAGUUGGUUCCGGUGAGUCAGUACGUGGGAACCGUGCUCGUAUGUCUUCUGGGCGUUGCAUGUCUUCGAGGAUGGGGACGAUGGAAAAACUCUGAUUAUGUUCAGUUUAUCUCAGUUCUGGAAGAAACUAAGAAGAAUCACACACAAGCAAACAAGAAAAAGCUGAGGUGUUAUGACUUUGACUUCUCACACUGGCCUUCAGAUUUCAGCUGGACAGAAGUCAGCAGUCCGAAACAGUCCAAAGGUGGUGUUUCUCUGCUGAAGCCAGAGCCCAGACUGAGGGGGACAGCAGACAGUUUAAUCAACUCUGUACGCACUUUACCAUGCCAUGUCAUUGGUUUUCUUAUUGCUCACACAUUCGGGAGGCGGAUGUUAUACCCCGGCUCUGUGGGUUUACUGCAGAAAGCAAUGAGGCCCAUGUUGCAGCAAGGCCAGGCUAAAUUAAUAGAGGAGUAUGAUGGUCAAAGGAACAAGCUGGUGGCCUGUGAUGGGAACGAGAUUGACACCAUGUUUGUGGAUCGAAGGAAAGAUGGUGGCAGGACUGGCCAGACGCUGGUCAUCUGCUGUGAGGGGAAUGCCGGCUUUUAUGAGGUGGGCUGCAUGAACACACCUCUGGAGGGUGGUUACUCUGUUCUGGGCUGGAACCACCCUGGAUUUGGAGGCAGCACGGGAGUCCCUUUUCCCCAGAAUGAGGCCAACGCCAUGGAUGUGGUCAUACAGUUUGCAGUGCAUAAGCUCGGUUUUCAACUGAGUGAUAUUGUGAUUUAUGCUUGGUCCAUAGGAGGAUUUACAGCCAGCUGGGCUGUAAUGUCAUACCCAGAGCUCCAGUCAGUUGUGCUGGAUGCCUCUUUUGAUGAUCUUCUACCCCUAGCACUUAAAGUGAUGCCUGAGAGCUGGAGACCUUUGGUGCAGCACACAGUGAGGCAAUACAUGAACCUCAACAAUGCAGAGCAGCUUCUCAAGUAUCAGGGACCAGUCCUGCUGGUCAGGAGGACUAGAGACGAAAUCAUCACCACCACGGGUCCAGAGGACAUCAUGUCCAACAGAGGGAAUGACCUUUUGCUCAGACUGCUUCAGUUCAGAUACCCCAAGAUAAUGACAGAUGAAGGAGUCAGAGUUGUCAGACAGUGGCUUGGAGCGUCCACUCCCUUCGAAGAAGCAUCUGUGUAUAGCGCCUACGAAGUGGACGACGACUGGUGCGUAUCUGUGCUGCAGUCCUACCAGACGGACAGAGACGUCCCGUUUCCAUGGAGUGUUGGUGAAGACAUGGCACCAGAGGGAAGGCGUCAGCUCGCUCUUUUCUUGGCUCGGAAGUACAUGCGAAACUUUGAAUCAACACAUUGCACCCCUCUUCCUGCCGCCGAGUUCCACUCGCCCUGGAGACUUUGAGAAGGGGAAAAAAAAAAAAGGAUGGAUGGAUGAUGUGAAGAAGGAAAGCAAGAGGUCGAUUGCCUGUGGUGAACUGUGUUCCUGCUGUUUUUUUUUUUUUAAUGGUUCCAGAUCCUUUCCACACACAAACCGAGAUGAGAUUAUUGCACAUUUAUUUCUUUUAUGGUGUUUAGUCAUUCUGUUGAGGAUGCAUUUAAAUAAAUGCACAAGCCAUUACUCACUCCUUCCAUUGUUCCCUCUUUGGCUGGGUUUGUAAAGCGAAUGUAAGAGACAUGUAAUGCUCCGAUUCAGUGAAUAAAAACUAAUCUUAACGUCGUUUAUAGAGGAUUUCCAUCUGGGAAAGGCAGCCAAAGUGUUUAAGCUUUUCAGGGUUUUUUUUUUUUUUUCUUUUGUGGAAACUGUCUGUAUGAAUUAAGAUGAAGCCUAAAAUGAUGCUCUUAAAUAUGCUAAAUAAAAUUUGGAGAUGGA